Molecule: messenger RNA, 672 nt
Organism: Colletotrichum higginsianum IMI 349063
Lineage: Eukaryota; Fungi; Ascomycota; Sordariomycetes; Glomerellales; Glomerellaceae
Product: Extracellular serine-rich protein
Exons: 3
Coding region: 1-672 (223 amino acids)
Source: RefSeq, a predicted model, not a curated record
AUGCAUAUCUCGGCUAUGGUUGUUUCGGCUCUGGCCGCCGUUGCUCAGGCCGUCGACGUGCAGGUCGUCUCCGUCGCCUCGACCAACAACACGCUCAAGUUCUUCCCCGACAAGAUCAACGCCCCCGUCGGCUCCAUGGUGCAGUUCCAAUUCCGCGGCGGCAACCACUCAGUUGUCCAGUCCACCUUCGACAACCCGUGCAUCCCCAUCUCCAACGUAAACGCCUCGGCAAAGGGCGUCUACUCGGGCUACCAGCCUGUUCAAGCUUCGGCCGCUAUGGGACAAAUUCCCGUCUUCACCGUCAUGGUCAACAGCACAGCGCCCAUGUGGCUGUACUGCUCCCAGGGCAAGCACUGCCAAAACGGCAUGGUUAUGGUCAUCAACGAGAACUCCAGGGCCAACGCCACCCGUACCAUUGAGAACUACGCCCAGGCCGCAAAGAAGGUCCCUCAGGCCCAGAUCCCCGGCGGCGGCUCUGCAGGCGGCAACGGCGGCGGUUCCGCCUCUCCCACUGGCGGUGCCGGUGGUGGCUCCAACGGCGGUGGCUCUAACGGCGGUAGCGGCGGCGGUUCCGGUGCCACACCGUCCUCUCCUCCUACCGCCGGCGCCGUCUCCCUCAGCGCGCCCGGUACUUUGCUGCUCGCCCUCGGUGCCGGCUUCCUGCUCUUGUAA